This is a messenger RNA of Piliocolobus tephrosceles (Ugandan red Colobus), 954 nucleotides long. Its product is annotated as olfactory receptor 13C7-like. NCBI's taxonomy places the organism in Eukaryota, Metazoa, Chordata, Mammalia, Primates, Cercopithecidae. The record is from RefSeq and is a predicted model, not a curated record. Gene Ontology annotation, biological process: G protein-coupled receptor signaling pathway. Gene Ontology annotation, molecular function: olfactory receptor activity; G protein-coupled receptor activity. Gene Ontology annotation, cellular component: membrane.
AUGGAAGUGGCCAACCAAUCCAUUGUGGUAGGAUUUGUCUUGCUCGGCCUGUCCGAUCAGCCAAGGCUGGAGAAAACAUUCUUUGUGCUCAUCCUGCUGAUGUACCUGGUGAUCCUGCUGAGCAAUGGGGUCCUCAUCCUGGUGACUGUGUCCGACUCCCACCUACACAUGCCCAUGUACUUCUUCCUCGGGAACCUCUCCUUCCUGGACAUCUGCUACACAACCUCUUCAGUUCCUCUGGUCCUGGACGGUUUCCUAACUCCCAGGAAAACCAUCUCCUUCUCAGGCUGUGCAGUACAGAUGUUCCUCUCCUUUGCCAUGGGAGCCACAGAGUGUGUGCUCUUGGGCAUGAUGGCGUUUGAUCGCUAUGUGGCUAUCUGCAACCCCCUUAGGUACCCAGUAGUCAUGAGCAAGGCUGCCUAUGUGCCCAUGGCUGCCAGCUGCUGGGUGGCUGGUGGAGCCAACUCCUUGGUGCAGAUCUCUCUUGCAGUACAGUUACCCUUCUGUGGGGAUAACAUCAUUAAUCAUUUCACCUGUGAGAUCCUGGCAGUUCUGAAGUUGGCCUGGAUCUCCAUCAAUGUGAUCGGCAUGGGGGUGGCUAAUGUGAUCUUCCUGGAGGUCCCAGUGCUCUUCAUCUUUGUCUCCUACAUCUGCAUACUCACCACCAUCCUGAGGAUCCCCUCAGCUGAGGGACGGCGAAAGGCCUUCUCCACUUGCUCUGCACAUCGUACUGUGGUGGUGAUUUUCUAUGGGACUAUUCUUUUCAUGUAUGCAAAGCCCAAGUCUAAGGACCCCCUGGGGGCAGACAAACAGGAUGUUUCAGACAAGCUCAUUUCCCUCUUUUAUGGAGUGUUGAUCUCCAUGCUCAACCCCAUCAUCUACAGCCUGAGGAACAAGGACGUGAAGGCUGCUGUGAGGAGCCUGGUAAGUCAGAAAUGCUUCACCCAGCCAUAG